Molecule: messenger RNA, 8604 nt
Organism: Hypanus sabinus (Atlantic stingray)
Lineage: Eukaryota; Metazoa; Chordata; Chondrichthyes; Myliobatiformes; Dasyatidae
Product: gastrula zinc finger protein XlCGF26.1-like
Exons: 2
Coding region: 805-2700 (631 amino acids)
Biological process (GO): regulation of transcription by RNA polymerase II
Cellular component (GO): nucleus
Molecular function (GO): DNA-binding transcription activator activity, RNA polymerase II-specific; RNA polymerase II cis-regulatory region sequence-specific DNA binding
Source: RefSeq, a predicted model, not a curated record
UCUACAGAAGGCUUUGAAAAUGUCGGUUGCAGGUCGGAGCGAUUCUCCGUGUUUUUAUCUUAAACAGCGACUUCGGGACGAUUCUUCUGAAAUCCGGACACCGUGAUCCGCAAUCCCGGGACAGUCCUGUCCUCUUCCCUCUCUCUCAGCCCCACGAUCCGUACACGGGCGCAGGGGAGCUUCCGGCUACUGAAUGAAUGGGAACCGAGGGAUCACUCAGACAGAGCUGUGCUCCAGCUAUCUAAACGCAAGGAUUAGGAACUCGGAGAAAGGGAACAAAAUCUUUUACAUCAGCAGUUAGUACUCUUUUCCAUAGAUGCUGCGUGGCCUGCUGAGCUCCUCCAGUAUUUUGUGUGUAUUGCUUCCUCUACCUCCUCUUGCUCUGGACUUUUCUACAGGUUAAAAAUGAGAAGGAAUUCGUCUCCAGGAAGCUCAAACACGGCACAACAGUUUUGUUGUCUCUGUCUAGAUAUUUAAUAAGUGGAGCAAGGGAUUCAAUUGACCAUCCUUCCUACUCACACUGUGGGGAGGGAUUCACUUGGUCAUCUGACCAACUCACAAGCCCGUCACUUUACACAGGAGAAAGGCCUUUCACCUGCACAGACAGUGGGAAUGGAUUCACUCGGUUAUCACAAUUGAAGGUACAUCAGCAAGUUCACACUGGGCAAGGCCAUUCACCUGUUCUGUGUGUGAGAAGGGGUUCAGUCGGUCAUCCCACCUGUGGCACACUAGUCAGUUCACACUGGGCAGAGGCUGGUCAUCUGCUGAAUUUCUGGGAAAGGAUUCACUCAGUCAUCUGACCCAAUGGCUCACCAGCGAGUUCACACUGGGGAGAAGCCAUUCACCUGCUCAGACUGUGGGAAAGGAUUUACACAGUCAUCUACCCUACUGGUACACCAGCGAGUUCACACUGGGGAGAAGCCAUUUACCUGCUCAGACUGUGGGAAGAGAUUCACUAAUUUAUCCAACCUACAGAGACAUCAGCGAGUUCACACUGGGGAGAAGCCGUUCACCUACUCAGAAUGUGGGAAGAGAUACGCUGACUCUUCCACCCUACAGAGUCAUCAGCGAGUUCACAGUGGAGAGAGGCCAUUCACUUGCUCAGAAUGUGGGAAGAGAUUCACUAAUUUAUCCAUCCUGCAGAGACACCAGCGAGUUCACACUGGGGAGAAGCCGUUCACCUGCUCAGAAUGUGGGAAGAGAUUCAAUCAGUUAUCCCACCUACAGAGUCAUCAGCGAGUUCACAUUGGAGAGAGGCCGUUCACCUGCUCAGUCUGUAGGAAGAGAUUCACUCAUUUAUCCAGCCUACAGAGACAUCAGCGAGUUCACAGUGGAGAGAGGCCGUUCACCUGCUCAGUCUGUGGGAAGAGGUUCACUAAUUUAUCCAGCCUACAGAGACAUCAGCGAGUUCACAGUGGAGAGAGGCCAUUCACCUGCUCAGUCUGUGGGAAGAGAUUCACUAAUUUAUCCAGCCUACAGAGACAUCAGCGAGUUCACAGUGGAGAGAGGCCGUUCACCUGCUCAGAAUGUGGGAAGGGAUUCACUCAGUCAUCCCACCUACGGAGUCACCAGCAAGUUCACACCGGGGAGAAGCCGUUCACCUGCUCAGUCUGUGGGAAGGGAUUCACUCAGUUAGCUAACCUACAGAAUCACCUGCGAGUUCACACUGGGGAGAGGCCAUUCACUUGCUCAGUCUGUGGGAAGGAAUUCACUCAUUUGUCCAACCUGCAGAGACAUCAGCGAGUUCACACUGGGGAGAGGCCGUUCACCUGCUCAGUCUGUAGGAAGAGAUUCACUCAUUUAUCCAGCCUACAGAGACAUCAGCGAGUUCACAGUGGGGAGAGGCCGUUCACCUGCUCAGUCUGUAGGAAGAGAUUCACUCAUUUAUCCAGCCUACAGAGACAUCAGCGAGUUCACAGUGGAGAGAGGCCGUUCACCUGCUCAGAAUGUGGGAAGGGAUUCACUCAGUCAUCCCACCUACGGAGUCACCAGCAAGUUCACACCGGGGAGAAGCCGUUCGCCUGCUCAGUCUGUGGGAAGGGAUUCACUCAGUUAGCUAACCUACAGAAUCACCUGCGAGUUCACACUGGGGAGAGGCCAUUCACUUGCUCAGUCUGUGGGAAGGAAUUCACUCAUUUAUCCAACCUACAGAGACAUCAGCGAGUUCACACUGGGGAGAGGCCGUUCACCUGCUCAGUCUGUGGGAAAGGAUUCACUCUGUCAUCUACCCUACUGGUACAUCAGCGAGUUCACACUGGGGAGAGGCCGUUCACCUGCUCAGUCUGUGGGAAGGGGUUCACUCACUCUUACAACCUACAGAGACACCAGCGAGUUCACACUGGGGAGAGGCCAUUCACCUGCUCAGAAUGUGGGAGGAGAUUUGCUGACUCUUCCACCCUGCAGAGUCAUCAGCGAGUUCACAGUGGAGAGAGGCUGUUCACCUGCUCAGAAUGUGGGAAAGGAUUCACUCUGUCAUCUACCCUACUGGUACAUCAGCGAGUUCACACUGGGGAGAGGCCGUUCACCUGCUCAGUCUGUGGGAAGAGAUUCACUCAUUUAUCCAGCCUACAGAGACAUCAGCGAGUUCACACUGGGGAGAAGCCAUUCACCUGCUCAGUCUGUGGGGAGAGAUUCACUCAGUCAUUCACCUUACAGAGACAUCAGCGAGUUCACACUAGAGAGAGGCCGUUCACCUGCUGAGAAUGUGGGAAAGGAUUCACACAGUCAUCCCACCUAAUGGCACACCUCUCAGCUCACAAUGGGGAGUGGCCAUUGUUAUGCAUCCCUAGGUUUUGUUUGCUGUGGACUUUCAUUUUAAGAGAGAGGGAGAGAUUAAAAAGACAAAUCAGUCCAAUUUGCAGCUUGUUUACAUCGUGUGCAGCUUGUUUAGUUUUAACCAAGGACACAGACACUCAGAGACAGACAGAGACAAAGGAGGAAAAAUGGAAGGGUCGAAACCAGGGAACUAGUGGCCAAGGGUCACUGUUUGGAACUUUCCUUUGCCCACAAGGGUGGAUUCACCUUACAUCGAAUGUGUGGUUGUCACCUCAUUUGAUCCAUAGGAGUGGAUCUGAUUUGGGAUAUCCUGUGGAGACCACUUAUGUGUUACCCCUUGCCUGGCUGUGGUGUGGUAGUUCACUUGAAGAUGAUACCCCUUAUGACAAGUCACUUCGGAUGAUAAUUAGUAAGUGGAUUUGGAAGGAUGACAGAUAAAAUCUACGGUGACUGUUGGUCUCGUUUUACCACCAUGAAACCUGUGGAAUACAACAUAAUUGCCUUCUCUCAACAUUUACCCUGGAUUACAAAUAUCUCUCUCUCAUCACCUAUUCUGUAGUUGAACUGAACUUUCAUACUUUACCAUCUCAAAACUCCAAGCCUUGUUUCCCCUGAGCUCAAUAGUUUGGGAGAUUUAUUUCUACAGAUUUAUACACAUAACACUCAUGAGGAAAUCUGCAGAUGCUGGAAAUUCAAACAACACACACAAAAUGCUGGUGGAACCCAGCAGGCCAGGCAGUAUCAAUAAGGAGAAGAAAUGUCAACGUUUCAAGCUGAGACCCUUCAUCAGGACUAACUGAAAGGAAAGAUACUAAGAGAUUUGAAAGUAGUGGGGGGAGGGUGAAAUGCAAAAUGAUAGGAGAAGUCUGGAGGUGGUGGGAUGAAGCUAAGAGCUGGAAAGGUGAUUGGCAAAAGUGAUACAGAGCUGGAGAUGGGAAAGGAUAAUUGGACAGGAGGCCUCAGGAGAAAGUAAGGUGCGGGGGAAGCACCAGAGAGACAUGGAAAACAGGCAAACAAUUAAAUAUGUCAGUGAUGGGGUAAGAAGUGGAAGAGGGGCAUUAACAGAAGUUAGAGAAGUCAAUGUUCAUCCCAUCAGGUUGGAGGCUACCCAGCCGGUAUAUAAGGUGUUGUUCCUCCAACCUGAGUUUGGAUUAAUUUUGACAGUAGAGGAGGCCAUGGAUAGACAUAUCAGAAUGGGAAUGGGAUGUGGAAAUAAAAUGUGUGGCCACUGGGAGUAGUCUGUUGCUGCUGGUUCGUUUCUAAAGCGUUAUGGUUUGUAACAAAAUGGGGCCUGCGUCUGGGAUAUGAACAAAUUUAAGGAUUGAUUUAAUAUCGAUUUCAUUGGAUAAAUCCCUUUUGAUUUAUUUGUGUGUGGAAAAUCAGCAGCAAUGGAUGUUGAUAGAUAUCUGGAAGUGUGAACCUCACAGGCAUUAGAGGACACCAGAAGGAUUGAGUUAUUGAGUAUUGCUAAAGUGUUAAUACUUGCUAAGGUGAGAUUGACAAUGAGGAGGGCACAGAUGCAGAGGAUAAUAGCUGAACAUUAUGUAUCUGAGGAUGUGUUUAAAGUGGAGGAGUUGGAGGUGUUUCCUGAAAGUAAACCUAGUGAGCUUGAGCUCCAGUGCAAGUUAGAAAAAUUAAAGAUGGAGGCAGAGGCAAUUUCAGGCUGGAGAGACAGAAAAGCAGUAAGAAAAUUCUCUUACAAAGUGUAAUUAAGGGGAAGGCUUAGCAAGCCUAUUCUGCUUUGACAGUAGCUGAAGCAGCUGAUUAUUUACUUAUUUAUGCUGACCCAGUCAUCGCCACUGGGCUAUAAAUGUGCAGGAGCAGUGUGUGGUUCAGUGCUUUGCUCAAGGACACACACGUUGCCUCGGCUGAGGCUCGAACUCAUAACUUUCAGAUCGCUAGUUCAACACCUUAACCACAUGGUCACACACCACACAUUAUGACCUAGUGAAACAGGCUGUGCUCAAAGCUUAUGAGUUGGUCCCAGAAGCAGACAGGCAAAAGUUUAGAAAUCUGUGAACCAGACAUACAGAAUUUGCUUAUGAGAAAUUUGUGUCUUUUGACCACUGGUGCACAUCUGAACAUGUAAAUGAUGAUUUUAACAGCUUGAAAGAGUUGGUUUUAAUUGAAGAAUUCAGAAGGUGUGUCCCUGAUGACAGAAAGAUGUAUUUAGAUGGAAAUGAUGCUGCCACUAUGCAGGAAUCUGCUGGAUUAGCAGAUCAGUUUGCUUUAACUCAUAAAGUUAUGUUUACCCUGAAUAAGAGUUUCCAAAAGGUACUUGUCAAGAUUUGGGUAAACCUAAUGAGCUCACCCCAGUGGCCUAUACCUGCAUUCGGUGAACCCUUUUUCGAAAGUUAUAGUGGAUUGUGUUGGCCCAUUGCCAAAGACCAAAGCUGGCCAUCAGUAUCUGCUAACUAUUCUGUGUACUGCAUCCAGAUUCCCAGAGGCAAUGCCUCUCAGAAAUAUUAAAGCUAAAACUGUGGCGAGGGCUCUUACCAAGAUUUUCACAUUAUUCGAUUUGUCUAAAGAAAUCCAGUCUGAUCAAGGAUGCAAUUUUACAUCUGGAUUAUUCCAACAGGUAGUUUCUGAACUGGGAGCAAAACAAAUUGCAUCAUCUGCGUACCAUACAGAAUCACAAGGGGCUUUAGAAAGAUUUCAUUCUACCCUCAAAACAAUGAUUAAGACAUACUGUGUUGAAAAUGGAAAAGACUGGAAUGAAGGAAUACAUUUGCUUUUGUCCACAGAAAGAGAGUCAGUACAGGAAUCACUGGGCUUUACUCCAUUUGAAAUUGUAUUUGGUCGCAGAAUGACCUUUGACCUUGUUAAAAGAAACUGUGGAUUGAUGGGGAUGUACAUGUUAACUCGUUAGACUAUGUUUUGAUCUUCAAAAAUAAACUACACAAAACCUGUAGUCCAGUGAGACAAAACUUAAAAAUUUCUCAAAACAAAAUGAAGUGUUGGUUUGAUAACAGGGCUCGAGAAAGAAAAUACCAGGUGGGAGAUAAGGUGCUUGCCUUAUGUUGACGAAUCCACUUCAGGCGAAAUUCAAUAGACCGUAUGAGAUAGUCUCUCAAAUUAAUGAUGUGAAUUAUGUAAUUAAAACACCCGACUGACGUAAACUAACACAGGUGGUACACAUAAAUAUGAUAAAACCUUUUUUGAACAAGUAGGUACCAUCUGUGUGUGUUGUUGUCAAAACAAAUGAAACUGGCAACCCUGAGAAUGAAACAAUUGACUGGUCUGAGACUUUUAUCAAGCCAAACAUGUUCCCAGUUAGGUUAAUGAACUCGGUUGUUCCAGAAAACAUUGCUAAUAGGUUGUCUCAUCUGCAGCCAAAGCAACAACAACAGCUGAAGGAAUUAUUUUUGAAGUUUAAAGAUUUAUUUCCCUUUGUUCCCAAGCAAACCACGGUCGUAGUACAUGAUGUAGAUGUUGGUCAAGCUAAACUGAUUAAACAACACCCAAAUUGCAUGAACGUAGAAAAGUGUAAAUUGGCUGACCAGGGAAUUGAGUAUAUGCUGGAGAAUGGUAUUAUUAGGCCUUCAAAAUGAGAUUGGAGUCACCCUGCAUUAUUGUGCCCAAACCUGAUGGUAGUGUUAGAUUUUGCACUGAUUAUAGAAAGGUAAAUGCAGUAACAAAAACAGAUGCCUAUCCUAUCCCUAGAGUGGAUGAUUGCAUCGAUAAGGCUGGAAAAGCUAAUUUCUUACAACGAUUGAUCUGUUGAAAGGGUAUUGGGGUGUGUUCCAUUGAUGGACAGAGGUAGAGAAAUUUCUGCAUUUGUGACACCAUCUGAGUUGUAUGAAUACAAUGUUUUGCCUUUUGGAAGGAAAAAUGCUCCAGGAGCAUCCCAGAGAAUGAUUGAUUUUGUAAUUCGAGGGUGAGAACACACAGAUACCUAUAUUGAUGACUUAGCUACAGGGAGUGGCACUUGGGAAGAGCAUAUCUCUGCAGUAGAAAAGCUAUUUGACAGGCUUUCCCAGGCCAGCCUUACAGUUUACUUGGCUAAGAGUGAAUAUGGCCAUGCCAGUAUGACCUGUCUUGGCUAUGUUGUAGGUCAAAGCAAGUUGGCUCCUGUUCUGGCAAAACUCCCAGCAAUUUCUCAAGUUCCUAUUCUGACUGCUAAGAAGGCUCUUAGAAGGUUUCUGGGAAUGGAUGGAUAUUAUCGUAAGAACUUUGCUGCUAUCACUCUUCCUCUGACCAAUCUCCUGAAGAAGCGUGAAAAGUUUGUUUGGACCGAGCCCUGUCAGGAUGCAUUUGAUCGAUUGUUAUCAGUAUUUGAGAUUAGGCCAAUCAAUGUAGUGCUGUCAGCAAAUUUAAUUAGCAGAUUGGAGCUGUGGGUGGCAACACAAGUCAUGGGUGCACAGAGAGGAAAAGACAGGGCCAAAGUGACAACCCUGUGGGGUAUGUGUGCUGAGGGUCAGAGAGACAGAGGAGAUGGAGCCCACUCUUACUUCCUGCUGGCGAUCUGACAGGAAGUCCAGGAUCCAGCUACACAAGGCAGGGUGACGGCCAAGGUCUCUGAGCUCCAUGUCGAUUCUUCGCGCCUUUGUCUGACUACUGCUCUGCCCAUGACUGCAAGGAACUUCAGAGAACUUUGGAGAGCAGAGAACAUCAGAGAAACAAGUCUCCACUCCAUGGACUCUUCCUACACUUCCCCUCCCUUGGAAAAGCAGGCCAUGGACUCAAAUAACCUCAUAACCUGGACAUUCUUGCUGCAAACCCACUCCCCCAUCGGGGAAGAGAUACAAAAGCCUUAAAGUGCGUAACACCAAGCUGAAGUAUGCCUUCCUGUCUACAGCUAUAGGCCAAAUGAGUGAUAAAAUGGACUCGACCUCACAAUGUAACUCGACGUGACCCUGCACCAUAUGUCUACCUGCACUGCACUUUCUCUGCAGCCACAAUGCUUUCUUACAGUGAUUAUUUUGUUGUAUAUCAGCUCAAUGUACUGUUGUAAUGUAUCCAUCUGCGUGGAUGGUACAUCAGGCAAGAUUUUCACUGUAGCUCAGUACAUGAUGAUAAUAAACAAAUUUCCCAUUUUAAUUGUGUGGAAAUAUUAGACAGACUGAGCUUCUGCUCUGGAAGCUCAGAAGGAAAGUGAACUGUUGUCAUUUCUGUGGAAAGCAAAUAUAUGGAAAAUGCUUCAAUCUCACAUUGCGAUCAGCGGUAACUGGGAUCAGGUGACCGGUGGUGGGUCUCCCAUAUCAAUAUCAGAAUCAGGUUUAAUAGCACCGGCAUGUGUCAUGAAAUUCGUUGUCCCUGCGGCAGCAGUAGAACCUGAUUCAGAACAAUAGAUUUUAACAAUUGUGAUUUAAAAUAUGAAUAUACAUAUAUAUAUAGUACAAAAAUGGAAAAAAAUGUAAUAAGCUAUUUUAAUUGUGUGGAGCAAUUUGACUGACUAGGUGUUGCUUUGGAAAUUCUGAAGUGAAGUUGAACUAAACUUUACACAUUUAUGAGAAGCUCAGAGAAAUAGAAAAGGCUAAAUUCGCACAUAAACGGGUCAGACACCCAGAAACAUCGGCUGCACUUCAGCACCACAAAACAGUGGAAUGAAACAUGCAGAAACUAUUGCAGAGAUAAAAGCACUGUCCACCCACAACGAGAGGACGUGACAGAUCCGGAUCUCACUGACUUGUCUGAACGGGUGAAAGGUGAAGCUACAUGUACACGUAGAGCAGUGACCCGCAGAUGCUGCAGAUCUGCAGAAAAACAUGAACGGGGAAUGGGAUCAGGUGACGGGUGGAGGGUCUCCCUCCUGAACCGCUGACUCUGCUCCUCUCCCCUCACAUGCUGCCCGACCCAUCCACCGCAUUCCCCAUAUUUAUCCCAGAU